This is a messenger RNA of Scatophagus argus, 1776 nucleotides long. Its product is annotated as tumor necrosis factor receptor superfamily member 14-like. Gene Ontology annotation, molecular function: transmembrane signaling receptor activity; protein binding. Gene Ontology annotation, cellular component: external side of plasma membrane; membrane. The transcript has 8 exons. The record is from RefSeq and is a predicted model, not a curated record. Gene Ontology annotation, biological process: positive regulation of T cell migration; defense response to Gram-negative bacterium; signal transduction. NCBI's taxonomy places the organism in Eukaryota, Metazoa, Chordata, Actinopteri, Scatophagidae. The coding region runs from base 671 to 1375 and encodes 234 amino acids.
GUUCAAAGUCCUCUCCACCCUGAUUUUGGUCCACCAGGCUGCAUUUCCCUGUUUCUCCUGCCUGCUUCCUGCCAGCUGAUGAAAAGAGUCAAACCAUUAGAACAAACAGAGCGGACAGAUGAAGCUCCCACAGGUCUACCUGACUGUUUUGAGAGCACAGACUGGCACAUAUUCAAAGAUGCUGCCACCUCCAAGAAGCACAGCAAUCUUCAUCAGCAAAUGUGUUGAUGAUGUGGUGAUCAGAAUAGAAAAUCACUCUCCAACCAGAAACACUGAGUGAAUGGAGAGGUGAGGGCUUUAGGUCAGUACUAGAAACUGGCAUCAAGGAGACAAAGGAGAAACACCAGGAGAGCCUGGAGACCCCAACACCAACAGCACACAUCCUGGGAAUUACACUUUACAAUUCAGAAGAAGUUUGUGUGAAGAAUUUCUCUCAGCUGUUCUUGACACAGAAGCUCAGGUGUUUUAAAGCACUUCUGCACCUGUUAAUGUUUUAAAGUUUAAAGCUUAAAGUGACAAAUCUGGCUGUGCUAACCAGGUUUAAUAAGCUGUUUCCUUGGCAGUUAGUGGAAUCACCACAUGGAUGUGUUUUCUUCAGGUUUCCAGAGGGCGUCCUUGUUCUGGAUUUUACUCAUCAGCUCAUUCCAAACCUUGAAGACUGUCGUGUAAAAUGACGUGCAGAAGAACAUCAGUCAGAGCUGCAGCAGUGCUGAUGGUACUUGUGGUGAAUGUCUUCAGAGGACACUCCCUCACAUGUCGUCGAUUAGAGUAUCAGAUGGGGAAUAGAUGCUGUCCCAAGUGUCUCCCUGGAAGUCGAGUUAAAACUCACUGCACUGAGUUUAGACCCCCUUCCUGUCAGCGCUGCACUGAGGGAACCUUCAUGAAUCAUCCUACUGACCUGUCACAGUGUUUCACAUGUACAAACUGUGAUGCAGCUUCUGGUUUGAAAUUAAAAACUUCAUGUACAGCAACAUCAGAUGCUGUGUGUGAGCCACUGGAGGGAUUCUACUGCAUGGACUCUGCAGAGGAGGGCUGUAAGGCAGCAGAGAAACACUCAAGCUGUCAGCCAGGACAGUACAUCAGUCAGAGAGGAACAGCAUUAAGAGACACUGAGUGCUCUGACUGCAGUGAGGGAACAUAUUCUGAUGGAACAUUUCCAUCCUGUCAGCCACACACACAAUGUGAAUCAGUGCAUCGUCAGCUGAUAAAAGCAGGGACUGUUUCAACUGAUGCUGAAUGUGGAGAGCAAAGUCCAGACAGCAGAGGACUUGUGGUCGUCGUUGGUGUGUCUGUAUGUCUUAUAGCAGCUGAAGUAGUUGCAUGGUGGUGUACACUGGAACCUGUGCAUGCUGCUGAAUCAGCGGUGAUGAUUUGACAGCCGUUUGAACAACAGCAGGAUGCAACAGUUCAUGUGUAAACAUGCAGACUGUUUUGGACACUGCAGAGGAAAUGUUGUCUACAAUCCAGUUAUAUUCAUGUUAUAAUCAUGAUGGGACAUUGUCUUUGCAGUGCACAGAAAUGAACUCAGCCCAGAGUUUCCUGUACAGAACUGCUGGUCUGCAGUGGAUCAUCAUCUCACACACAUGUUGUGUUGUCACUGUGUGACAGCUCCAGGCUCCUCAUCCAGCAGAUCCCUGAGGAGGAAAGUCUCAGUCAGAGUGUUUCUGUGAUGAAUUCCAGUAGGUCAUCUUCAUGUUGCUGUACGUGAUCUCCUGUGGGGGCCACACAGAGCUCACAGGGGGACCUGAACAUCAGACAGACUGAAAACUUUAUCUG